CGGCCGCAAGCCUGAGGAGUACGGGUGCGGACCGUAGCCGCGCACACAGUGACGUUGCGCCCGAAAAGUGGCUAGAAAAUAAACGCGAAAAUGAAGUGUCGCGCACGGCGGUAAGAGACAACAACCGGGGUUGGCGAGAAACGCGGGCGCGGUGCUCUUCAGCAAGCUGGUGAUCGCUUCGAAUACGGGCGGAUGCGAUAGAUGUGCGCGCGGUGUGCGGCGGCCAGCUUCGGACAGGAUGACGCCGGGCAAUGCUAGCGCCAGCUCAAGACACGCAUCUGCACCCUAACGCGAGUUAGACACAAAAUGGAGGCAUGCUGCUGUAAGCCCACUCUGACAAACCAGGUUGGCCGCAGCGCAGGAAGCGGCGGCUCAGGCGGUGCAGCAGCAGGCGGGGGCGGGCGCAGCUGAUAGAAUGGGGGGUGUGAGGGAAGCGGGCGGCCAGGGGCCCAGCUCGCUCUUCCUGUUGUCCGACGAGAAUUUCAUCCGUAGAUACACGCGCUUCAUCAUCGAGUGGCCUCCGUUUGAGUAUGCCGUGCUUUCGACAAUCAUAGCAAACUGUGUGGUGCUGGCGCUGGAGGAGCACCUGCCCAAUCAUGAUAAGACUAUGCUAGCACAAAAAUUAGAAAAAACAGAGGCAUACUUUCUAGGAAUAUUCUGUGUUGAAGCUUCGUUGAAGAUUCUAGCAUUAGGUUUCGUUUUACAUAGAGGAUCAUAUCUCAGAAACAUUUGGAACAUUAUGGAUUUCUUUGUCGUGCUCACAGGGUUUAUAACGAUGUUCCCUCAGGAAAUCAUAGCGGUGGACCUGCGCACGUUGCGCGCCAUUCGAGUGCUAAGACCUCUCAAGCUAGUCUCUGGCAUUCCUAGCCUCCAAGUCGUGUUGAAGUCCAUCAUCAAAGCUAUGGCUCUGCUGCAGAUCGGUUUGUUAGUAUUGUUUGCCAUCGUUAUAUUCGCGAUCAUUGGUUUAGAAUUCUACUCGGGAGCGCUACACAGAACCUGUUAUAGUCUCUAUGAUAUAGAUGAAAUUAUUAAGGAGGGCGACGCAGCGGCCUGCAACACCGAUAAUCAAUCGCAGGCGGAGCUGCAGGGGAGCAAUUGGUGUCGCGACGGCAACUCGGUGUGUCUGGAGCGGUGGCAGGGUCCGAACAAUGGCAUCACCUCCUUUGACAACAUCGGUUUCGCCAUGCUCACCGUGUUCCAGUGUAUCACCAUGGAGGGAUGGACUUCGAUACUGUAUUGGAUGAACGAUGCAGUCGGCAGCUACUUCAAUUGGAUGUACUUCGUGCCGCUGAUUGUGCUCGGCUCGUUCUUCAUGCUCAAUCUGGUGCUCGGUGUGCUUAGCGGAGAGUUUGCCAAGGAAAGAGAAAAAGUAGAAAACAGGCAAGAGUUUUUAAAGCUACGUCGAGCUGCCCAGUUAGAAAGAGAGCUAAAUGGCUAUGUGCAAUGGAUUUGCAAAGCUGAGGAAGUAAUAUUAGCUGAAGAACGGACGACAGAAGAAGAAAAAAUGCACAUAAUGGAAGCGCGUCGACGCGCGGCGAAGAAAAAGAAGCUGAAAAAGAUGGGCAAGAGUAAAAGCACGGAUACCGAGGAGGAGGAGCAGGAGGAAGAGCUGGGCGACGAUGUAUUUCUUACAGAGUCUAAGAAAAAACUAAAAGGUUUUGGGCGCGCCGGCUACAUGAAGACCCGGGCACAGGGCCCGGGCGGGUGCGCCUCCUUCUGGCGCGCCGAGAAGCGCUUCCGGUUCGCCAUCAGGCACGCCGUCAAGACGCAGUGUUUCUAUUGGUUCGUCAUCGUGCUCGUCUUCUUCAACACUGUCUGCGUUGCGGCGGAAUUUCACGGCCAGCCAAAUUGGCUUACAGAUUUUCUUUAUUAUGCUGAAUACGCAUUUCUGGGUCUAUUCAUGCUGGAGAUGGUGGUGAAGAUGUACGCACUGGGACCUCGGAUCUACUUCGAGUCGGCGUUCAACCGUUUCGACUGCGUGGUCAUCUCAGGAUCCAUCUUUGAGGUGGUAUGGUCGGAGGUGAAGGGCGGCUCGUUCGGCCUGUCCGUGCUGAGAGCUCUAAGACUGCUGCGCAUCUUCAAAGUGACCAAAUACUGGUCGUCACUGCGAAAUCUCGUCAUCUCGCUGCUGAACUCCAUGCGCUCCAUCAUCUCACUGCUGUUCCUGCUCUUCUUGUUCAUUCUCAUAUUUGCGCUGCUCGGCAUGCAGCUCUUCGGCGGGCAGUUCAACUUUGACGAGGGCACGCCACCCACCAACUUCAACACGUUUCCCAUCGCUCUACUCACCGUCUUUCAAAUCUUAACCGGUGAGGAUUGGAACGAGGUGAUGUACUAUGGCAUUGACGCGCUGGGCGGUCACAAAUCCGGCAUGAUCUACUCGUUAUACUUCAUCAUUCUCAUGCUGUUUGGCAACUACACUUUGCUCAAUGUGUUCUUGGCUAUCGCCGUCGAUAAUUUAGCCAACGCCCAGGAACUCACAGCUGCCGAAGAGGAACAGGCUGAGGAGAACAAAGAGAAGCAAGCACUGGAGCUGGAGAAGGAGAUGGAGGCGUUGCAAAUGGAAGGUGCGCCUCGAUUAGAUGGCAGCUCUUCACCAACAAGCCCGAAAGAAAAAGAUGAAAAACCCGAAGAGGAAGAAGAAAUUGUCGGACCCAAACCUAUGCUGCCAUAUUCUAGCAUGUUCAUACUAUCACCCACAAAUCCUGUAAGAAAAGGGGCACAUUGGGUAGUUAAUUUAAAGUACUUCGAUUUUUUUAUCAUGAUAGUGAUAAGUCUGAGUUCGAUAGCGUUAGCGUGCGAGGAUCCCGUUGUGGAAGACUCGCCGACAAAUCAAGCUCUAGAUGUUUUGGAUUUGGGGUUUACCGCCGUGUUUGCGACCGAACUGCUUCUCAAGAUCAUCGAUCUGGGAAUCAUUUUGCAUCCGGGCGCGUAUCUGCGCGAGUUCUGGAAUCUGAUUGACGCGAUAGUCGUCGUCUGCGCGCUCAUUUCGAUGGGAUUCGAUUUCUUGGGCACAUCUACGAGUCUGUCGACGAUCAAAUCCCUAAGAGUGCUCCGAGUGCUGAGACCUUUAAAAACAAUUAAACGAGUGCCCAAAUUAAAAGCAGUGUUUGACUGUUUAGUGAACUCAUUAAAAAAUGUGAUAAACAUUCUGAUAGUGUACAUAUUAUUCCAGUUUAUAUUCGCUGUAAUCGCCGUUCAAUUGUUUAACGGAAAGUUUUUUCACUGCACUGAUUCUAGUAAAUUUACGGAAUCGACAUGUCAGGGGACGUACUUUUUAUAUGAGGAAGACUCUGAUGUGCCCCGCAUAGAAGCUAGAGAAUGGAAACUGCAGAGUUUCCAUUAUGAUGACGUGGCCAUGGCUAUGUUAACACUAUUUGCUGUGCAAACUGGUGAAGGAUGGCCACAGGUUUUACAAAAUUCAAUGGCUGCCACAUAUGAGGAUCAAGGCCCAAUACAAAAUUUUCGUAUUGAAAUGUCCAUUUUCUACAUCGUGUAUUUCAUAGUGUUUCCAUUCUUCUUUGUAAAUAUAUUCGUUGCCUUGAUUAUCAUCACAUUUCAAGAACAGGGUGAAGCCGAACUGCAAAGCGGUGAGAUUGAUAAAAAUCAGAAAUCCUGUAUUGACUUCACGAUACAAGCCCGUCCGCUAGAAAGGUAUAUGCCUAACAAGCGGAACAGCUUCAAAUACAAGAUCUGGCGUGUCGUCGUCUCAACGCCCUUCGAGUACUUCAUCAUGAUGCUCAUUGUGUUCAACACGCUGCUGCUGAUGAUGAAGUACCACGAUUCUCCACCCGUGCUCUCCGACACCCUGGCGGCAAUGAAUAUUCUGUUUACUUUCCUCUUCCUUUGUGAAACCGUACUCAAGCUCAUCGCUUUUGGAAUCAAGAACUUCUUCAAAGAUCCUUGGAAUACCUUCGAUUUGAUCACGGUGGUUGGCAGUAUUAUCGACGCGGUGGUCGUUGAAUUUGGUGAAAGGGCAGCGGCGAAAGUGUCAAAAGAGUCAGCGCAGAGGGACAAUUUCAUCAACGUCGGCUUUCUGCGGUUGUUCCGCGCGGCGCGUCUUAUCAAACUCCUGCGGCAGGGCUACACGAUUCGCAUCCUGCUCUGGACGUUCGUGCAAAGCUUCAAGGCUCUUCCAUACGUCUGUCUUCUAAUAGCGAUGCUGUUUUUCAUUUAUGCUAUUAUUGGCAUGCAAGUAUUUGGAAACAUUGCUGAGAAUCCAGCAGAGUCUAUCAAUCGACACAACAAUUUCCGAAAUUUUAUACAAGGCCUUAUGUUAUUGUUUAGAUGUGCAACGGGCGAAUCCUGGCCGAGUAUUAUGUUGUCCUGCAUAAAAGGACGACAAUGCGAUGAGAAAUCCGAUAAGGAGGACCCGCUUAGUUGUGGGUCAAACCUGGCAUACGCCUACUUUGUAUCAUUUAUCUUCUUUUGUUCAUUUCUUAUGUUGAAUCUGUUCGUUGCUGUCAUCAUGGACAACUUUGACUAUUUAACAAGAGACUCGUCUAUUUUGGGCGCCCAUCAUUUAGACGAGUAUGUAAGAAUAUGGGCUGAAUACGAUCCAAACGCUACAGGUAAAGUCCUGUAUCAAGAAAUGUACGACAUGUUGAAAAACAUGGACCCGCCGCUGGGAUUCGGUAACAAGUGUCCCAAUCGGUUGGCGUACAAAAAACUUAUAAGAAUGAACAUGCCGGUGGAUGCAGAAGGCCGGGUGAAUUUUACAACCACACUCUUUGCACUUAUACGAGAGAAUCUUGCCAUUAAAAUGAGACCAGCUGAUGAAAUGGACGUGGCCGAUGAAGAACUCCGUGAAACAAUAAAAAUAAUCUGGCCAAUACAAGCGAAAAACAUGGUGGACUUACUAGUGCCUCCACCGGACCAGCUCAACACUGGUAAGAUGACAGUGGGAAAGAUCUACGCCAGUUAUUUGAUAUUAGAGAGCUGGAGGACGACCAAAUUCGGCCAGCUGGAGUCAGCCGGAGGCAAUCAGGGUUUUGGAAAUAGCCCCUCAGCCAAUCACGCGGUGAUGGAACUACAGGAUGUUCUUAGCUCACGCCGUCCAUCGAUGGAGAGCAUAGGCGAUCAGCAACAUUUACAUCCGGCGGGUAACUACCCGAACACGCAUCGAAGAUCACCGAGUUUAAGACGUGGGAACUCCCCGUCGAUGCAGCGUAGUCCCUCGCCGGGACGUAGGUAUCCAUCACAUCUGCACCACGAUAUUGGCUUCUCGGACACGGUGUCCAAUGUGGUUGAAAUUGUAAAGCACGAACAUCAACGUUCGUCGCAGAGGCACCGGAAAGGAGGUGAGUUUCUGGGAUCAUGGUCGGCGUCGACCAGUCCGGCGAGGUCACCCUCGCCGACCAACAACAGGCAUCACUACAAUGUGCGGCAUGGAGGCGGCGGAGGAGGAGGUGGAAGCGGAGGCUACAGGGCGCCGCACCGGGGUGCCGCUUACGGUACUACCAGCCUUUGCCAGAGAUCUAGAUCCCCAAGUCCCACACAUCCCGUGCCUCAUCAACACGGUCCUCCUACAAUCGCUUGCGCGGUUGUGGGACUUCCGGUGCAUCAUUCAGCGGCCAUGCAGGGCAGCGUGCAACACAGCCAUCCUGUACUUGGGUCUCGUAGAGGGCAAGGAAGGAGACUACCGCCAACUCCAUGCAAACCUUCGACGUUACAAUUACGACCAGGACCCAUCAACUUUCCAAAGUUGAAUGCAUCGCCAACCCACUUUGAUCUCUUGCAGAUGCAAUCACAUUCGGCACAUGCUACACCCCAUGCAUCACUCAACAUGGCGCUGGUCAGAGAAAGAGAACCACCUCACGAAAUGGUAGCACCACUUCGAGACGCGCCCGCGGCACCACUCAGCUUCGAGCAGGCGGUAGCACUGGGACGUGGUGGACGGAUGCUGCCCAGUCCUGUGCCCAACGGCUACAAGCCGAAACCGUCGCGCUCGCGGCACUCUGACUCCGACGACGACGACUGGUGCUAACACUAGGGGACCUACUCAGUCACAUGAGUACCCACCCACCAAACGGACGCGCGCGCGGUGUGAUGACUUAACUCGCAAAAGGCCUUCAAGGAAUUGAUUAUUGUGUUUUUAAAACGAACCGCAAAUUCGUAAAAAUUCGCUUGUGCAUAACAACCCACCGACGAACCAAAAAAAUCAGCGCAAAAAAAUAAUCCAAAACAAAGAAACAGAAAAAUAAAACAGUAGCGGUGUCACGAACAAUGUUCACAUUCAGUGAGCGGUGAGUACUGUCCCCCGGCGAAUGUUAAACAAACAACACUUAAGUAUAGACUUACCGGAAACGCCAUCUUCGACUUUAUUCAACUUACAUUUAAAACAUAUUAAAGAAAUCAUCAUGCAAACACUCUAGUCUACUAUUAAGAACGUUGUAACGAAGUUCCAGUUCGUUGAGUGGUUAUUGAAUAUAAUACACAACACACGUUUUCGUUCGAGCGUUAGUUGUCUGAACUAAAAACAGUGAGAAAAAGAACGUAGAGAACGUGUAAAGUGUAAAUGCGCAUAGGCAUUUUUAUACUUUUCUAUGACUAUAGCGCUUUGUUUGGAACAUCCAGUAUAUUACGUUCACUGUAUGCAGGCAAAAAAAAAACAAAAAAAAAACACUCACACACAACUUUAGUAACUCAACUGCCAGCGAUCGAACAAAACAAAUUCCAUGAUUAACUUGAAGAGAAAAUACUAAAAUGACAACAAUUAUUAUUAAGUUUGAGUUGAUCUGACGCCACACACUGAGAGAACAACACUUCGUAUACCUUUGUACAUACAAACAAACAAAGCAUAAACAAUGAUAACUUGCAGUUAGAUUUCAAAUUUACUAACCAACGUGUGUAUGAAUGUCGUUUUUACACAUUAACGUUAUAAUAACCAAAACUACAAAACAAAAAUGAUGAAAAAACGGUGCAAGGACGCAAAUGGACAGGCGAUGACGAGGAAUAUUAUUGAUAAUUAUAUAAUUCUUCCCUAAAGUGCUUUAAAAUCACUAAAUUUACGAAUCCAUAACGUGUAUGUGUGUGUGUGCAAGUCGCAGACCGGAAACCCACACACGUCACAAAAACAUAACAAUAAAAGCAGCGUUCGCCGCUAGAUAUCUAACCUAACCUUAAAUUUGCAUUCAGCUGUACUUAACCUCACUGGACGCAGAGAUCCGCAAGACGUGUUGAAUUUGUCUGUUGAAACUUGUCAAACGUGAAUAUUAUCUAUAAAACAUUGCGCAUGUGAAACACUUGCAACUCUUUCCACCAGCUACAACACUACACUACAACCUAAGUUAUACAGAGUGUUCCAAGAAACAUAGUCUAAGUGUUGAUAAAUGUGCUGAUUAUUUCGUUGCUAGCAUUUGGAACACCUUAUACCUUAUGGUUAUUUCUGUGAUAUGUAAGAUGAAACCGAGCAGGAAAAUCUAGUGACACACACACCAACACAUGCAUUCGACUAGAUAGUUUGAGUUGAUUGGUUUUAGUAAUUCACUCAUAACACAGAAAGUAACAAGACAUUCUCAUCGUGGUGUUGUCAUAAUUUAGGCAAUAUAUUCAAUCAAUUUACAGCGUUUGAUUGUUUGCUAGAAUUUUCUACCGAAUCCGAGCAUGAAAUAGCGUGAACCUUGUGUAUUUAUACCGGAACGAAGUGUUUAGACAACCUAAUUUCAUUGUAUAGUUGUAUUUUUAACAAAAGAGAUGCCUUAUAUAUAAAAAUGAAGUUAACAAGUAAACCAAGUGGGGAAAACAAGACGUAAUACAGAAAUUUGCGCGCGUAGAGUCGGCGCGGGAUGACGAAUGAAAACUCGGUGUGAAAAGUUGUAAACAUUUGAAAAAUUGUACAGGAGUGCACUCACGUUUCCGAUAUUCACACAAUCUUAGCGUGUAUUUCGGUCUUAUUAAACCUUGAAUUUAGCUGAUAUGAGACAACAUUAACGUUAAAACUAACCUAAAAAUGAAGCGAUACUUACGCGUGCGCAAGCGCAUAACAUUUUUUAUAUUAACAAGAAACUAGCGCGAGAAGGUCGCGAUCCUGUUCCCAUUCGUGUCGUGGAGAAUAAUAAACAUAAAAACACACUAGGAUUAAUAUAAAACAAAAAAAAAACUAUGCAAGUAAUUUAAACUAAAAUGAGAAAACCCAGUGAGAAUCGAAGAAUAUUAUAUAUACAAAAGAAAAAAACAACCACACAUAUGCUUAUAACGUUGAUCAAGAUGGCGGGACGUUCAAUCGGCGUCGUGUAUUCUUUGGCUGUAAAUAUUAUAAAUAUGAUCAUAGGCUAGUCUAGGUGUAAUCGUGUUCCAUAUGCACACAAGAAUCUUACAUUGAAAUUCAAGUUCACUUUGAUUUCGUGCGCUGGCGCCCUCUGUGUGUUGAUAAUCUAUAAUCUACGAGAUAUAUUGUAUGUUGAAUUUGUUGAUUCUUGUUGAAUUGUUUCGCGAUCUUUCCGAUUUAUUUGUUCAUAUUGUAAAUGUGAUCACGAAUUCAUUCAAAGCGCGAUGCAAAAUGGCGCAUUGGCGUACCACCAUUUUGUGUACAUCCGGAUGCAUAUCACACACACACACACCACACUCACACAUAAGCGCGCGCGUUGAAGCAUUCGAUAAUUACGAGAUAAGAUAGCUAAUUAUUCGCAUUUUCGAGCCACACCAUCAUCAGGAAUAUUCGCCCACGACGAUGACACGUAACACUUUCACCCGCCCCCACCCACACACAUUAACUAACUAAGGAUAACGAGUUUACAAUUUAAACGUAAAUUUUAAACGUGAAUAAAUACUACUAUCUCUGCCAAUUUCAUCAAAGUGUAAACAAAAAUGAUUACGGGUUGCAUUCGUGCCUAAUUUCGUUUUGUCGCGGACACAUCGUUGAUUAUGAUAAUAUAUAUCGUUGAUUUUGUUGUCAAAGUUUAAGAAUGCCAGGUGUUAUCGGUUCCGCUCCUUUUUGCCAUACUGGUCGGGUCACACACUCAACCCAACACCCUGUAUAUAUCCAAUAAAUUUGCACAUAUUGAAAGCAAUAUUAUUAGAAUGGCAAUUAUUCGUUGGUUUCUCGUUGAAAUUAAUACUUAGCUUUGACCCGACGGCGUUAUUACUAUCCCAGAUAAAAUCGUGUGUAUGUUGUAUAUCGUGUCUGCUUGUGCAUAACCUCGAUAAACAUGCGCGAACAAAAUGGCCGCCGCGAUACGAAUCGUUUUUUCCCAAUGAUGUUGUGUUCCCUAGUCGUAGCCGCUCUUUCAACUAAAUACAUUUACUUAUAAAAUCAGUCGAACGCCGAACGCAGCGCCGGAAACCGGAAGCACUCGACAUGGCGAGACAUAAAUGACUUUUACAUUUGCAAAUAAAACUAAAUAGUAACUACAUUGAUGAUGAUUCAAAACAACACACAUUCGUACUUGUAUUAUUAACUUAUGUCGUAAGCAAACUUACACUUAAUUACAUAUUACAUAAUAUACCUUAUCGUAUAAGUACAUAUAAAUAUAAAAUACGAGUUCAAAGUCCAAAUUUUAUAAAAUUCAGCAUCUGUACAUAUAUUUUAAAUCUAGAUAUGAGAAAUAAUAGUAAAUAAAACCAUGAGGUGAUGUUGGCGGCGAGUGGAACGGUCGACCGGAAACAAUAUGGCGGAGGAUGCCAUCCACAUUUCAAAAAUGAUGCUGGGUUAUGUUUUUCGUGCACGAAUUGCGAUGGAUUCAAACACUGCGGGCAAACAAAACAAACAAAACCAGAGAGAAAACUAUAAGAAAGUAUUAUUAUCAUGUUACAUACAUAAAUUAUAAGCGCAUAAUAAUUUAUCUAAAUAUAGUUGUUAAGACUUGAACAGCAACAUUUUUGAAGUUGGUUCGUGGAGACGAGGCGACACACGAUGGUCGAAAUGCGACCGCUGCGAGAUAUUGAAAUAAUAUAUAUUGAAAUAUAUUGAUCUAUUGUGAGCAUGAUGUGUAAAAUGCAAAGCGACACGUAAAAACGACAAAAAAAAAAUCACAAAAAAUUGAAAAUGAGAAACCAAAAAUUACAGAACUUAUAAACAUUUAAGAGAAUGAAUAAGAUUUAUAUAUAAAUAUAUUAUAAUUAUAUGACAUAAAAAUCUUUUUCGUAAUUAUGUUAUGUAUUGAAUAUUUAUGUAAUUUAUUAUUAAUAUCUAAUGAUAUCAGUUAGACUAUUUGCAUUAGUGUUAUAACUAAACAAACAAAAAACAACAAACAAAAAUAUUAUCAUCGCUUUAAAGCCCAUUUUUUAAUGAAAAUCGUAAAUAAAUUAUGAUAAUAUAUGAAAACACAAGAUGCGCACAAGAAGCAAAUCCUAAA
Messenger RNA from Dalotia coriaria, 10292 nucleotides. Its product is annotated as voltage-dependent calcium channel type A subunit alpha-1-like. NCBI's taxonomy places the organism in Eukaryota, Metazoa, Arthropoda, Insecta, Coleoptera, Staphylinidae. Gene Ontology annotation, biological process: calcium ion import across plasma membrane; chemical synaptic transmission. The record is from RefSeq and is a predicted model, not a curated record. Gene Ontology annotation, molecular function: calcium ion binding; high voltage-gated calcium channel activity. Gene Ontology annotation, cellular component: voltage-gated calcium channel complex; membrane.